GGCAUGGCGAUGUCCCGCUGGCUCUGUGGGUUCUGUUGGCUGUGGAGUCGGGACAGUGCUGUGGGACACCCCCGUGGGGGAAUCAAAGGCGAAACCCAGCGCGGGGGAGUUGUCGUUGGGGUUGUAGAUGGCCUCCAGGUCUCCAGUCUCGUCGACGAAGCGCACUCGACUGGGGUACUUGACCCACUGCUGGUGUUCAGAAGCGGAAAACUCAUUCGAAUGGUGUUUGAAUCGCGUGUUGUCACACGGGAUGCACGUCUCUGCGAGCGCGAUGCACCUGUCGCAUGAUGCAUCUGCGUCGUGGCUUCCAGC
Messenger RNA from Ilyonectria robusta, 312 nucleotides. RefSeq lists its product as uncharacterized. Bases 4 to 288 code for a protein of 94 amino acids. The transcript has 3 exons. The record is from RefSeq and is a predicted model, not a curated record. Lineage: Eukaryota; Fungi; Ascomycota; Sordariomycetes; Hypocreales; Nectriaceae.